UUUACUUUGCAGAUGCUUGUUUAUAGCCACAGAGGAAACUAAAAGUCGGUCCCUCUGGUGUUCCUUUGCUAUCCUGUGUCCAAUUUACAUUUUUGAUGCAAAGGAUCUGAUGUAACUUUGUGUAAUUAACGUCUCCCGGCCUCAUUAUAACCUCCAUUAUAAUCAGAAGAAAGGUCAUUGUUGCUGAAAAGCCAGAGUGUGGAGCUAAGAUGAAGUCCUGCCUUUAUCGGACUGAACCUGACUGAGCAGAGCCGAGUCUGAUUCACGUCUUCAGCCAUCUAUCAUCUGUCUGUGCUGAGGGGAAAUGGAGCUUUGGCCGCUUCAGGCCUCACUUGAAAACCCCAGAGAUUCAGACCAACCCUUGUCGACCAGUCACAGAUCCAGCUCUGUUAACGGCACCAGGGAACCUGACAGUGUCACCUUUUUCAUCAUCCAGGGCCUCUCCAGCCUUGGUGACAGACAGAUGAUCCCGUUUGUCAUCCUGCUGCUGGGUUACAUCAUCAUCCUGGGAGGAAACAGCAUAAUCAUCUUUGUGACACUGACUGAUCCAAAAAUCAACUCUCCCAUGUAUUUCUUCCUCGCCAACCUCUCCUUUGUGGACAUGGUUUACACAACCAACACCAUCCCCAAAAUGCUGGCUGGCUUCCUGUCAGAUGUGUCAAUCAUCUCCAUCCAGGGCUGCUUUGUGCAGAUGUUUUUCUUUGUUCAACAAUCCACUACAGGACAUUCUAUAUUGACUGUGAUGGCGUACGACCGCUAUACAGCCAUCUGCAAACCUCUGCACUAUACCUCCAUCAUGACCCGGAACGUCCGACUACUCCUUAUAGCAGGAGCCUGGGGCUUUGGCAUAUUUAUUAUCCUACCAGUCACCAUCCUGGCUGUGCGCCGAUCUUACUGCAGGCCAAAUGUGCUGAAACAUGGCUGGUGUGACCCAGCAUCUGUAAGGCAACUGGCAUGUGGUGACAUCUCAUUUGAUAACAUUGUGUCCCUUUGCUUUGCCACUGUGUCUCUACUGAUCCCAGGACUCCUCAUCCUGACCUCCUAUAUCCUCAUUGGCAUUUCCAUAUCAAAGAUGGGUGUUGCUCAGAGGCUGAAGGCCUUCAGGACAUGUGGUGCCCACCUGACCGCGGUGUCCAUCUCUUUCACCUCAGCUUCCUUUGUGUACAUCUCCUACCGUGUGGGAAACUUUUCACCAGAGGUUCGUAUCAUUGUAGCUGUGCUGUACGCUGCUCUGACUCCUUUCCUGAACCCAGUGAUCUACAGUCUGAGGAACAAGGAGCUGCAAGAGUCCAUCAGAAGGACACUGGUCAGGUUCAGGUCUGCUACUGUUUCAGCCACGAAGAAUGUCAGCACAGUGUCCUGACAGGGAAGGAAACCUGCCUCUCUGCUGCCUGGACACAAGACACAAGAGAACUCAACACUUAAACAG
Messenger RNA from Monopterus albus (swamp eel), 1429 nucleotides. RefSeq names its product olfactory receptor 13C2-like. The coding region runs from base 305 to 1363 and encodes 352 amino acids. Gene Ontology annotation, biological process: G protein-coupled receptor signaling pathway. The record is from RefSeq and is a predicted model, not a curated record. The transcript has 5 exons. Gene Ontology annotation, cellular component: membrane. NCBI's taxonomy places the organism in Eukaryota, Metazoa, Chordata, Actinopteri, Synbranchiformes, Synbranchidae. Gene Ontology annotation, molecular function: G protein-coupled receptor activity; olfactory receptor activity.